Molecule: messenger RNA, 3700 nt
Organism: Vespula pensylvanica (western yellowjacket)
Lineage: Eukaryota; Metazoa; Arthropoda; Insecta; Hymenoptera; Vespidae
Gene: Nbr
Product: exonuclease mut-7 homolog
Exons: 13
Coding region: 650-3403 (917 amino acids)
Biological process (GO): nucleobase-containing compound metabolic process
Molecular function (GO): nucleic acid binding; 3'-5' exonuclease activity
Source: RefSeq, a predicted model, not a curated record
CAUGAAAUAGAAUAGUAUUUUUGUUUAUGUAAAGAAAAAUAUGAUUAAAUAUCAUAAAUUUUUAUAUCUACCGAAGAUAUAAAUUCCAUAGAUAUACAAUGAUAUACACGAUACAUGGUACAUAGAUUGUUUCGACUGCUCAGAGAAAUAUUAUUUCUUAUUAUAAAAUAUGGGACUGUGAUGAAACGAAGUUUGAAGAAUAUAACCGUUUAAUGAUAUACAACUAGCUAUUUAACACGCUAUAAUAUUAAUAUUAAUUAUGACGUUACGCGUUUUUUUAUUGCUCUGGCGUAUAUUUGUUGUAAAUGACAAAACUUUUGAAUUUCUUUACUAAAUGGCGCUUCGAUCAUCACAGACGUUGAUUUGAGAUCUUGUUUCUCUUUAAAUAGGGAAUUUGAUACAACCAAUCCCUAUUCAGUAAUUUGAGAAAUAGUAUCUAGAUUAUGAUUUGUUCAAUUUUUGAACACAAUAAACAAGGAAGUAAUAAAUUAAGAACACAGUGAAGCCCCUUUCUUUUAAUAAAAACAGUAUUGAGUAGAGGUUACAGUGAAUUAUUUGGGUUUUGAUAAUACGAAUUUUUAUUCGUUUUAGAAACCUAAAAUAAAAAAUUGUAGCGUAUGUCACGAGGUGAUAUUGCAGCAUAAGAAUCAUGGCGCAAGCGAUGGUAGGCAUCGAAAACGAAUCUAGCCAUCACAUGGCAUUUCGUCCAAAAGAUGCCGAAGAAGAUCUUUUAUUCUUUACAAGUUUAGAUGAUGCUACAAAAACCUGGUUAAAUACUUUGCAUGAUAUGUGGAAAUUAUGGAAAAAAUGUGAAGGAGUUACCAAAACAUUAUUUGAUUAUUUUGAUACUGCUCCAAAUCCUUAUUUGAGUACUUUGAGGAUCCUAGUAAAUACAAUGGAUUUCAAACACGCAAAAGUAGGGUCAUCUCUUGUUUUUACAGUUAUAGAAGAAUUUUCAAAUUGGUUAGUACCUAGAAAGGAUAGCUAUAAAGAAUGUUUGGUUCCUGAUCUGAAAUUAGCAGCUUUUAAGUUACUCGGUCGUCAAAAAAAUAUGCAACUAAUUAAAAUGGUCUCGAUUACAUAUGAUUUUAUUGGACAUAAAGAAUUAUUUUUGCAAAUAAUUCAGCAUGUGAUCAAUGCCAAAAGGUAUAAAGAAGCAGCACAGUUUGCAACUAUGUUAAGAUUGCAAAUGUGUUAUACUGAUCCGGAAAUAUUAUUACUGCCUCUUAUCUUACAAAAUAAAUUAACGAUCGUAGAAGAUUUUUUAUUUGAAUAUCCAAAUAUACAAAAAAUAUUGGUAAUGUAUUUGGAUAAUUUAGUGGCACUAGGAAAAAAUAUGGAUAAUAAAUUAGAACAAUAUAUUGAAACCAAUAAUAUACCAGAUGUAAAAAUUGGAACAAUACAAAUACGACCAAUGACAAAAUUAAUAGCACGUCUUGCUAAGCUAUAUAAUCUUCCACCAGAAUUGUGUCCAAACUUAAAUCGAAGACGAAAUGAAGGUGCAUUACAAUUUCUUAUUCAUAAGCGGUAUGAUGACGGAAGUUUAAACACUGAAAGUUGGAGAGAAAUGAUAAGGGAAGCUGUAGGACAUGACACAGAAUUGCAGUUAGAAACUGUCAAAUUAUUAUCUAUGGUAGGUGAGAUAAAAGAAUGCUUAUAUUGGGCUAAAACAUUUGAAAUUCCUAAAGAACAAUGGCCAUGGGCAUUGUCUUUUCAAACAAAACAAUAUUCAGAUGAAAUAAAUGUGGGUGCUUCUACUAGCAAAGAGGAAAAUUGGAAUCACGAAGAUAGUUCAGUACGUUAUCAUACUUUGAAAUUACCUAGAGAUACCAUUAAGCUUAUAGAUAGUCCAAGAUUGUUUGAAGAAUUUCUUGAUAAUGGUUUAAAAGGAAUUCGAAUCGUUGGUAUUGAUUCCGAGUGGAAACCAACUUUUGGUACUAAAAAGACUCAAUUGGCUCUAAUACAAAUAGCAACAGAGACAAAUGUAUAUAUACUAGAUGUUAUUACCAUGGGAAAUCAGCUUGAACAUCUUUGGUCAGAAUUCAACUUAUUGUUAUUCGAAAAUAAACAUAUCUUAAAACUUGGUUUUGGAAUAGCCAACGACGUAUUGAUGAUACGCGAUUAUCUACCAGCUAUUUCAAAUAUUAAAAUUAAUGGACAAGGUUAUUUAGAUGUAUUAUUUUUAUGGAGAAAGCUAGUAGAAGGAUACAAUUUUCAAUUCCCUUAUAAAGGUGAUCAAAAUUUUACAAGUGAAAGUUUGAGCAAGUUGGUUGAAUUAUGUCUUGGGGCAAAGUUGAAUAAAUCAGAUCAGUUUUCUAACUGGGAACAACGACCACUAAGGGAAAGUCAAAUAAUAUAUGCUGCAUUGGAUGCUUAUUGUCUUUUGGAGAUAUAUACAACUUUAUCUCAAGAGUGUGAACAUAUAGACAUACCGUUUCAAGAUAUUUGCACAGAGAUACAACACAUUCCACAUAGACAUUUCAAAAAAAAUCCAAAAAAAUAUCUAAAUAAAUCAAAUGCAAAAAUGCAAUCAACAUUCUCCAGUGAGAAAGAUAAUGGCCAAAAUAAUAGUAACUCAAAACAAUUUAAAGUUCCACAAACAUACCAGCAUUCUUCAAAACGUAAAAAUUUCAAUAAGCGAGAAAAUAAACAAAAGCAAUAUCAAGUAUAUCCACAAAGUCAUUCUGGUCCUACACCAGCACAUAAAUGGCGUGCUGUAUGUGAUUCGAUGUUGGGAGGUUUAGCAAGCAAAUUACGUAUGUGUGGAUGUGAUUGCUUAUAUGUAUUAUUUGAUAAAGGAGGAGAGCAAUCUGCUAAAUUAGCAGUGCAUGAAAACAGAAUUCUACUUACACAAAGAUUUAUACAGUAUUUGCCAUUAGAAAAUUGUUAUAAAGUUAUUUCAAGUACACCUAAUGAGCAAUUGCGUGAGGUGUUGAACCGUUUUUCUGUGGUUGUUACACAAAAGGAUAUAUUCAGUCGAUGUCAAAUUUGUAAUUUUGAUGAAUUUGUUGAAGUUCCAAAAGCUUUGAUGGAUGAACUUGUUAAAAGUUUUAUAAAUAUAACAAAGCACGAACAUCACAAAUUUGAUUUUUCUUCGUCUGCAAGUCAAUACUCCGAAGAAUAUAUGUCCAAUACUGACGACAUUGAUACAGUUCAUGUUAAGAAAUUUUUUACGAAACAAUAUAAUGACCGUACAUGGCAUCUUAGUACAGGUACUUUAGAUGUGAAAACGUGUACAACCAAAUAUCAUAUGCGAGUACAAAUUGAUAAAGUUCCAUUAGACAUACUAAAAAACGUAUCAUUAUUUUAUGUCUGUGAACAUUGCGGAAAUGUAUAUUGGCAUGGAACACAUUUGGAGCGAAGUCUUAACGGCGCUAUUCAAGAUUUGAUUAUUAAGGAAUAAGUAGUAUAUAUGUUUAAAUGUGAUAGACUCUCGAAGCAUGGUUGAGGACUAAUAUGAAGCACAAAUCAAAAUUGUCCUUAUCGGUUAACAACUUCGAGCCAACAAUAAGUAAUUGUUCCUAGUAUUUACAGCGCCAAUUGUAUAGACGCUUAACUGUCACUAGUACCCUGAUUCAAGUAUAUAUGUGAAAAAAACAAUACUCUCACAUAAAAAUAAACCGUUUAUAUGUGGACAAAAACAAUACUGAUAUAAAAAUAUACCGUUACCGUUCUUCCUCGCGUCUAUAAAUCGUUUUAA